GCGACCCGCUGGGCGGGAGCCACCUGCUCAUCCAGAGGUAUGGGGAAGCUCCUGGUAUGGAAGAGAGACAAGGAAGUCGGUCCUUGCUAUCCAUACCGCCCUUUGCAAAGGAACUGCACAUAGAGAUUGUCUCCUCACCAGCCUACAGCACCAGAGGAGUCUAUGACACUAUUCUCCACCAGCACUUCCAAACUCCCAGGUUGGUCCAGGCGGGUGAUAUCCUGUGUAUUCCGACAGCUGGACAUCCUGAGUUCUUGGAAGGAAAUUCAGAGAAAUUUCUUAGCUGGCCGGAGCUGUACUUCAAGGUGAAGAAGAUUGUAGGAGUGGUGGAAGGAGAGCAGUCUGUGGGGUACCUGGCUGACAUCCAGAACACGUCGCUGUACCUGGUGGGUUCAACAAACAGCGCUGUGCCAUCUUCCCCAAGCCGUGGUGGCCAUGGGUUUUGGAGCAGUCUGUCUCCCGCCGGGCUCUCUGAUGUGGUGAAGCAGCUCUGUGAUGCUCUCCGGCCUCAUCUGAACAGCAGGGGGACCGCGCUACGUGGAACAGGCAGCAUUCUACUGGCGGGACCCAGUGGUGGGGGGAAACUGACGUCUGUCAGAGCUGCAUGUAGCUGCCUCAAUCUCCACUUGUUCAAGGUGGACUGCGUUAGUUUGUGUGGAGACACUAGUGGCGCUACGGAGAUGAAGCUGCAAUCUGCCUUUGCGCAGGCUGAGCUCUUCCGGCCGUGUGUGCUCCUCCUGAAGGACAUCGAGCUGCUGGGACGAGACCGGGACGGGCUGGGAGAGGACUCCAGAGUCACUGCUACACUAAGGCACCUCCUCCUGGACAGAGAUGCGGGAUCUAGCGGUUACCCUGUCCUGGUGGUUGCCACCACAUGCCGGCCUCAGGACGUCCUGGCAGACGUGCAGACAGCUUUCCUCCACGAGGUGACGGUCCAAGCCCCAUCGGAAGAGCAGCGGAAGGCCAUGCUGAGCACGCUCACUGCCAGCCUUCCGUUGGGCAAGGAAGUGAGCCUGGCCAAACUAGCGCGGAGAAGUGCGGGGUUUGUGCUGGGAGAUUUCUGCGCUUUGCUGGCCCAAGGCGGCCGGGCAGCUUGCACCAGGAUCUUAACCUCAACUUUCCCAGGGGGGCUGAGUGAGGACGAGGAGAGAGAUUUUUGUGCUGCUGGGUUCCCUGUUCUUGCAGAGGAUUUGAACGUUGCAUUGGAUCAACUGCAUGAGACUCAUUCGCAGGCAGUUGGAGCCCCAAAGAUCCCCGCGGUCACCUGGCAGGAUAUUGGUGGGCUCCAGGAGGCGAAGAAGGACAUCCUGGACACCAUCCAGCUGCCUCUGGAGCACCCGGAGCUACUGUCCGUGGGGCUGCGCCGCUCUGGCCUUCUGCUCUACGGGCCUCCUGGGACAGGAAAGACCUUGCUUGCCAAAGCUGUGGCCACUGAGUGCACCAUGACUUUCCUCCCAGUGUUUGCCAGAGCCCGGGCUGCUGCCCCCUGCAUUAUCUUCUUUGAUGAACUGGAUUCCUUGGCACCCAACCGGGGACGGAGCGGAGACUCAGGCGGAGUUAUGGACAGAGUUGUCUCCCAGCUGCUAGCAGAGCUUGAUGGACUUCAUUCCACCAGAGACGUAUUUGUGAUCGGCGCCACCAACAGACCUGACCUCCUGGACCCAGCACUGCUCCGGCCUGGCAGGUUUGACAAGCUGGUCUAUGUCGGCAUGAAUGAGGACCGUGAGUCUCAGCUGCGAGUGCUGAGCGCCAUCACCAGGAAGUUCACACUGGACCCUUCAGUGCGUCUCAACAGUGUCCUGGAUCAGUGCCCUGCACAGCUGACGGGAGCAGAUCUGUACGCGCUCUGCGCAGACGCCAUGCUGUGUGCUGUCAAACGGAAGGUGGAUUGGAUUGAGGAAGGGCUGGACACGGAGAGUUCCGCUCUAGUUCUGACCAUGGAGGAUUUUGGACAAGCUGCCACAAGGCUGCAGCCGUCGGUUUCGGAGCAGGAGCUGCUCACAUACAGAGUGAUCCAGCGGAAGUUUGCUGCCUGCUAGCCUGCAGUGGGAAGGGAAGGGAAGGAGCACACACAGCCCUAACAGGUGUGUGGGCUGGUGAAGUGGAGAGAUGGAAGCGUCAUCACCUGCUGACUCGUGGCCAACCCUGGACGUGGUGCACAUUUAGCCAUGGAUCUGAGGCGGUCGGCAGCACAGCUGGGGUUCAUGCUCCUCCUCCUCUGUCCCCAAUCCCCCUCCUCCAACCUCUCAGCCUGGCCCUCACCCCCACAGCCACCAUCCCGCCCCGUAAUCUGGGGUGGGAGGAAGGGGCUUUAAGCUGAGUUGUGGCUCUCAAGGGAAAGGAGUGCGACCAAAGCCCCCGUGAGACCCUGCGCUACUCAUGGAUUGUCCCAUGACCCCGUGCCCUCCCCCUGGCGUAGGCAAAGAUCCUGAGCGCGGGGGUGGAUUGUCUUCCAGGAGUGAAAAAUCCUCCCCUCUCCCACAGCCUCCCUGGGAUGUGAGGGAAUUAGCAGACGCCUUCCGCUCAGGAUCAGCGGGAGGGGGAUUCACACCCACAACUCCUCUCCCCGGUUACAGGGCCAGUAUAAAACCUGGCACCACUGACGGGUGGUCUCGUGCUGGCCCUGGGCAUGGAGGGGAAUCUCAUCCCGAAUGAGAGAGAACUUCCUGGUGGAGCUUUAGUCACGGGGAGGUGGGAGGGUCCCCUGCUGCUUUCCCCGCUGACACAUGCACUACAGGCAGGGAUGGUGCUUCCGAUCACUCAGGCAGCCACGAACAAGACAGGAGGGGGAGCCAGAGCGGCAGGGUGGAAGCGUGGGUUCCCAAGCAGCUUCCCAAGAAGCGUGGGGUCCCCUGAGAUGUUUUUGCAGGGAUUCUGAACCCCCCUGGCCAGCUCCCAGCACACGGGACUGGGCACUACACCGGGCAGAGGCACGGAGCACUUGCAUUGUGUGAGGACACUGCUGGCUGCAUAGGCAGUGGGCAGGGGCAUACACUACACUGGCUGUAAAUACUGUACACGGGCUUUCUAAAUAAAGGGGGAGUUUCUGGUCUA
Molecule: messenger RNA, 3054 nt
Organism: Chrysemys picta bellii (western painted turtle)
Lineage: Eukaryota; Metazoa; Chordata; Testudines; Emydidae
Source: RefSeq, a predicted model, not a curated record